CACUCUACGACUCUUCAACUCAAUGUCCCAUAUUCUCGUUUGUGUAUUAAUGUCUUCACAGUAUCGGGACACUGUGAAAUCGCUUGUUCUCUGGAAAACAAUUUCCAGGUUUUUGAAAGAUCGAAUUUUGAAGGGAAAAGCCAUAAGUGACACAAUGUAUCCGGCGUCUGUUGCUGAGAAACUCCAUUGAUUGAGAAAUAGAAAUUACCCAUGUAAAGGAGUAGAAACUGUGUACAGUGAUGGACAGGGCUUUUCACUCGAAUGUUACCACUAUUAACUGCAAUAACAUUAUUUGGAAGAAUCGAAGCGAACGGGAUAAUAGUGUUAUCAACAGCAAGAAAAUUGUCUUAAGCCGAGCUGAGGUUGAUAAACGACGAAUUGAAUCAACUUUCGCUCAAGCUAAUGAAGAACAUAACUUGCACAUGAGUCGUAUGAUGGAAUUAGCAAGGGUAGAAGUUUGA
This is a messenger RNA of Caenorhabditis elegans, 461 nucleotides long. RefSeq lists its product as uncharacterized. Bases 240 to 461 code for a protein of 73 amino acids. The transcript is spliced from 4 exons. NCBI's taxonomy places the organism in Eukaryota, Metazoa, Nematoda, Chromadorea, Rhabditida, Rhabditidae. The record is from RefSeq and is marked reviewed.